This is a messenger RNA of Condylostylus longicornis, 3044 nucleotides long. RefSeq names its product cationic amino acid transporter 4. Lineage: Eukaryota; Metazoa; Arthropoda; Insecta; Diptera; Dolichopodidae. Gene Ontology annotation, biological process: transmembrane transport; amino acid transport. The transcript is spliced from 4 exons. Gene Ontology annotation, cellular component: plasma membrane. Gene Ontology annotation, molecular function: amino acid transmembrane transporter activity. Bases 511 to 2466 code for a protein of 651 amino acids. The record is from RefSeq and is a predicted model, not a curated record.
UUUUAUUUUUAUUUUUGCCACGGAAUCAAAGUGUACAAAUAAUGAGUGGGUGAAGUUUGUGUUAAGAAAUAAAGGAAAAAAAAAAAAAAUUUAAGGAAAAAUCGAAAAUAUAAGGAAUUGAAGGCUUCUAAUAUAAAAUAAAAGAAAAAUUGAAUUUAUUAAGUUUUUUUAAAUUUCUAUUUAAAGUGCGAUUUAUUAAAGUUUUAAAAUAUUUUUUAUGUUUUGUGUUUUUUUUUUCUAAUUUAAUAUUCAAUGAUAAUUUACGCAAGAAUAGGAAAUUUCGUAUGGAAAUAAACAUUAAACAAAUACAAAUGCAAAUAUCUAUGCUAAUUAUUAUGUAAAAUAACCAAAUUUUAUUUGUCUUAUACCUAUAACAAAGAUGAUCUUUUAUAAAGAAAUUUCAGUUUAAUUUAAGAAAGAUUGAGAAAUUAAAAAUUUGGAACAGAUUGCCAUAGAGCCGAAGUACAGGUAUUAUAAUUAAGAAAGAACUGAGAAACAAUAAAGGGAAAUAUGCCUGGAACAAGACGUUUAAUUUUAGGACAUGUUAUGUCAGGUUUAUGCUCGAGAAUGAAUCGAACAAAACCAGUUCCAGCCGAUGUUAUGGAAACACCACUUAGUCGUUGUUUAAAUACAUUUGAUAUAACAAUGCUAGGAAUUGGUCAUAUGGUUGGAGCUGGAAUUUACGUUCUUACUGGUACUGUUGCAAAAGAUAUGGCUGGUCCUGGUAUUGUUUUAUCAUUUGUAUUAGCUGGUAUGGUUUCAAUGUUAGCAGCAUUAUGUUAUGCUGAAUUUGGUACACGUGUACCAAAAGCUGGUUCAGCUUAUGUUUAUACAUACAUAUCAAUUGGUGAAUUUUGGGCAUUUGUUAUUGGUUGGAAUAUUAUUUUGGAGCAUAUGUUGGGAGCAGCAUCAGUUGCAAGAGCAUGGAGCGGUUAUGUUGAUUCAAUAUUAGAUGGUAAAAUUGCUAAUAAGACAAUUGAAAUAACUGGUGAAAUGCAUGAACAACUUUUUGCUAAAUAUCCAGAUAUAUUAGCAUUUUUAGUAUGUCUAAUGUAUGCAUCAGCUUUAGGUGUUGGUGUUAAAGCUACUGCAAUUUUUAAUGGUUUUUUAACAUUAGUUAAUAUUGGUGUUAUGGGUUUAGCAAUAUUUUUGGGUUUCUUUUAUGCAGAUAUUAAAAAUUGGUCUGAAAGUGAAGGUGGUUUUUUACCAUAUGGUUUUGGAGGUGUUAUUGCUGGUGCAGCAACAUGUUUCUAUGCAUUUGUUGGUUUUGAUAGUAUUGCAACAUCAUCUGAAGAAGCUAAAAAUCCAAGCUUUUCAAUACCUAUUGCAACUAUACUUUCUUUAUGUGCUGUAACAGUUGGAUAUGUUCUUGUUAGUGCAGCUUUAACUUUAAUGAUACCAAUUCGAGAUAUAAAUCCAGCUGCUGCAUUACCUGAAGCUUUUGGGGCAUUAAAUAUUCCAUGGGCAAAAUAUGUUAUUUCAAUUGGUGCUCUGUGCGGAAUGACAACAACAUUAUUAGGAUCUCUAUUUGCGUUACCAAGAUGCAUGUAUGCAAUGGCGACAGAUGGUCUAUUAUUUUCAUGUUUUGGGAAAAUUAAUGCAACCACUCAAGUUCCGCUUUUAAAUUUGGCAGUAGCUGGAUUUUUGAGCGCAUUGUUAGCUUUACUAUUUGAUUUAGAAAAACUUGUAGAAUUUAUGUCAAUUGGCACAUUGUUAGCCUAUACAAUUGUCAGCGCAAGUGUUAUUAUCUUACGAUAUAGACCACCACCAACAGAAUCUAAUGUUGUUUAUGCACCUGAUACACCAGAUGAGGAUGAUGAUAACACAUCGCAAUCUAGUAUUGAUACGGCAUCACCAACAUCAGAUUUAAUUGAAAUUGCUUUAGCUGGUCGCCUAAGACCACAAUUUAGAUGGUUGGAACCACUUUUAGGACGCUUUGAACCUGGAGUUGCUUGCUCUGCUUCUGUUUUACUUUUCACAGUUUUAUGUUUUGCAAUUUGUUUUCAAUUAGAAGUUUCUUGGAUGGAAUUAUAUCAUGGAACCUGGUGGGCAUUAGGUUUAUAUGGUUUUAUGAUAUUUAGUGCUGGUGCAUGUGUUGCUGUUAUUGCUGUUCAUCAUCAAAAUACAAGAGGAUUACAAUUUAAAGUACCAUUAGUACCAUAUUUACCAGCUUUAUCAAUAUUUUGUAAUAUUGAAUUAAUGGUACAUUUAAGUGCAUUAACUUGGUUAAGAUUUUUUAUAUGGGUUUCAAUUGGUAUGUUAGUAUAUUUCCUAUAUGGUAUACAUAAUAGUAAAGAAGGUGAAAUUUGUUCAACAUAUUCAAUGUUAAUGACAUCAUCGGAAGCAACUAAAGGUUAUUGGGGUUCAACAACUGGUGCGGUAUCUGUUCUAAGAAGAUUUACAGGUAGGAAAAAAUCAGAAGAUAAAAAACCAAUUGUUAUACAGGAAGUUGAUGAAGAACCAUAGAAAUUUGGUAGAUCUAAAGAAAUUUUAAUUUGAUUUAUUUAAAUUGUUAUUAUUACCAUCUUAUACACCGUUAUCAGUAUAAGUAAUAAUUUGUUAAGAUAAUUUUUAAAAUUUUAAUAAAUUUACUUUUUUGUUUUAAGAAUUAAACAAACUUACAACAAUGCUCGAAAUAAUUUUAAUACAAUAAAUUUCUCUAAAUUGCCAAAUAUUUGCAAUUUGCAAUCAAAAAAUGCAUUAAUUUUAAAAUUGAAAAAUUUCUAACUAAAAACAAACACAUAAAAAUUGUAUAUUAAUUAGAUAAUUUUUUUUUUAAAAUUAAAUUUAUGGUAUAAAUGAAACUGAAAUACACUAGAAAAUCUAUAUUUGACCAUAUUUAAUUUUUAAUACGAAUUACUAAAGCUAAUAUAAUUGUACAAAAUGCUUAUUUUUUUAACGACAAUAAAAUAGAUUAUAAAUUUAAAAAUUAAAUGUUUAGUAGAAAUUAAUCAAUUUAGAACUUAAUGAAAUUUUUUAAAUCAAUUUCAAACUACUAAUUUAUAAGUUGUGUCUUUUAAUAAGAGUUUCAUUUAAUCAAAUAU